GCAGGAUGCUACUGAAUAAGCGCCUGGACCCUGGACAUAGCUAAGACCAGACUUAGAAAAGCCCACGAGGUCCGAACGGGAGGCCAGAAGCCUGAAUGCAAACCCAGUGGAAGACGACUACUUCUCUCAUGUCUCGUACAUGUUCAGCUUCCUGCGUGUGAAAUGGUUAAAGAUAUGGGCUCAGGAAAUCUCCCAGGCAGAAAUGGAGCUGGGGAUCACUCAGAGCCUGUUCGCUCGCCAGUCACAGAACGCCAGGCAAAUCCUUGAAGGAAUCGGCAACAUUCAUAUCAACCACAUGAGGAGCCUGGCUGACUUUGUGGAGGCUCAGGCCUUUUAUUUCGCUCAGUGCCACCAACACGCACAGGAGCUUCAGAGACAACUGGCCAGCAUUCCAGCUGUGCUCUGCUCCAAUAACUGGCAGUCAGCAAGUAGUAAUGGGUCCAAUCAGGCAUCGGUAGACAACCGUGCAGCCAACGAGUCCAUCAGGUCCAAUCAGGUCACUUCACUUCCCAUAGUCGUCCACCAUCUCCCAGACUUCGACCAAGACUCGUGGACUACAAACCCCCAGACUGGAACGGAGAAUACACUAACAGAUUCCUUCAUACCCACACAAUCACCCGGCCAAACAAACAACAACAACAACAACAACAUCCUCACUGACGUCCAGCUGGCCUGUCCUUCAUCCAGUGAUCUCACACCUUCAGCAGAUCAGCCCCUAAACGUGGCCGCUCACAGGACCCUUAGACACACACUGACGUUAAGUGCGAUGACGACACCAGGUUCCCAGCAUUCACAGCUCAGCACGUCUGUGGACGGGGCCGCAGCUGGUGAGACCGCGCCCACCAGUGACAGCCCACCUAGUGAGGGAGUUAAUCCAGAGUCUUUAUCAGACCAGUAGGACGAGACCGGGUCAGCUGGAUGACACAUGGUACAGUUACAUAUGUGGGUAGUUUAAUUAAGAAUUAAAUCCAUAGAGGGUGUGAAGUGCUUACUUUUCCAGUAGUGCCACAUUAAUUUCAGCCUUUAGCCAUAUAUGAAUUUCUGUGAAAAGAAAUGUUUAUUAUGUAAAAUCAGGAAACUAAUGAAGCUUUGUGCCAAGUGUGUGUGUAGAUGAGAUGUGUCAGCCGUCCGUUGUGUUUACACCUCCCCUCAAACCUGUAGCACCUUUAUAAAGACGUGACCUUUUGCCAGUUGACAUCAUUUCCCAUGUGCAGCGUGUCAUUUGCCAGAGGGUUUAAGAAAAACACCAAACUCAACUGGACCCUUGUGUUCAUAUCUAAUCUGGGCGUCUCCCGUACACACACUCUCCGGACCCAGAGGUUGAAUUGUAGCGGUGUCCAGGUGUUGUGAAUUAUCCCAGUGAGGGGUGUGGGUUCGUUUUGGGCAGCCUGAGUUGGUCCCACUGAUGCAGUCACCCUCCACCUCUGUGCUCUGUCAGCAGUUUAGAUAGUAGCAGCUCUCACGGCUGCUACCUUAAUCCACCGCUGAGUCACGUGUCGUACGGUGAUGUCAGUUGUUAAUGUGGAAAUAAACCUGUAACCUGUGACGUCAUAGCA
This is a messenger RNA of Betta splendens (Siamese fighting fish), 1556 nucleotides long. RefSeq names its product endophilin-B2-like. Lineage: Eukaryota; Metazoa; Chordata; Actinopteri; Anabantiformes; Osphronemidae. Gene Ontology annotation, cellular component: cytoplasm. Bases 140 to 898 code for a protein of 252 amino acids. The transcript is spliced from 6 exons. Gene Ontology annotation, molecular function: protein binding. The record is from RefSeq and is a predicted model, not a curated record.